This is a messenger RNA of Chlorella variabilis, 1365 nucleotides long. RefSeq lists its product as hypothetical. The transcript is spliced from 10 exons. Gene Ontology annotation, biological process: protein polyubiquitination. The record is from RefSeq and is a predicted model, not a curated record. Gene Ontology annotation, molecular function: ubiquitin protein ligase activity. Lineage: Eukaryota; Viridiplantae; Chlorophyta; Trebouxiophyceae; Chlorellales; Chlorellaceae. The coding region runs from base 1 to 1365 and encodes 454 amino acids.
AUGGCCGGUGUGCUGCUGGACAUCCUGCGCCAGGCCAGCGAGGACGGCGGCGGCAUCAUACCCUACACCGAGUUCCACAACGCCCAGCUGUCGGAGCACGCCAACCUGCAGGCGGAGUAUGUGGCCUGGCGCCAGAACACCAGCACCACCGCGCUGUGCAGUAUCUGCCAGAUGCCCUACCUGCUCACCCCGGAAGCCAAGAGCUUCAUCAUGCACGGCGAGGCAGCCAUGCAGCAGCAGCAGCAUCUCUCGGCGGCGGCCAUGCAGGCCUUCUUCUCCGGGGGCAGCGCCGCCGUGGCCGCUUUCCUGCAGAUCCGGGUGCGGCGCAGCCACGUGGUGGAGGACGCGCUCAACCAGCUGGCCCACCUGGAGGCGCAGGACCUGAAGAAGCCGCUGCGGGUGACCUUCAUCACGGGCGGCGUGCCGGAGCCGGCCCAGGACGAGGGCGGGGUGACCAAGGAGUUCUUCCAGCUGCUCACGCGAGACCUAUUCAGGCCAGAGUACGCCAUGUUCACAUACAACGAGCUGACACGCACCCACUGGUUCAGCCCCGCCUCUCUGGAGGCCGAGGACGAGUAUGCGCUGGUGGGGGCAGUGCUGGGGCUGGCCAUCUACAACGCCGUCAUUCUGGACGUCCACUUCCCGCUGGCGGUGUACAAGAAGCUGCUGGGCAUCAGGCCCACCUUUGCAGACCUCAAGGCCGCCUUCCCAGACCUGGGCAGGGGCCUGCAGCAGCUGCUGGACUUUGAGGGAGACGUGGAGGCGGUGUUCUGCCGCAGCUUCACCGCUCAAUACGAGUUCUACGGGGAGAUGCGGGAGGAGGAGCUGAAGCCAGGGGGUGCGUCCAUCCCCGUCACCGCCGCCAACCGGCGCGAGUAUGUUGACCUGUACACCGCCUGGCUGCUGGAGGGGUCUGUGGGCAGGCAGUUUGGCGCCUUCCGGGCCGGCUUCCUGCGCGUCUGCGGCGGGCCCGCCCUCACCCUGUUCACCCCCGCCGAGCUGGAGCUGCUCGUCUGCGGCCUGCCCCACCUCGACUUUGAGGCGCUUCAGGCGGUGGCCAAGUAUGAGGGAGGCUACUCCGCGGAGCACCAGGAGGUGCGCUGGUUCUGGGAGGUCCUGCACAGCCUGUCUCUGGAGCAGAAGCGGGCCUUCCUCAUGUUCACAACCGGCAGCGACAGGGCGCCCGUAGGAGGGCUGGGCAAGCUGCCGCUGCUGAUCCAGAGAGCUGGGCCCGACUCAGACAACCUGCCCACCAGCCACACGUGCUUCAACAGCCUGCUGCUGCCCGAGUAUGCCAGCAAGGACAGGCUGCGCGCCAAGCUGCUGACGGCGGUGGAGAAUGCGCAGGGCUUUGGCCUGCAGUGA